AUGAAAUUAUUUAUUAUCACAAUUCUAGUUUUAGUAGUUAAUGGUGACAUAAAAUAAUUGGAUAUAAAAGAAAAUCUAGUUUGCAAAUAAUUAAUAUUAAAAGGGGAACUAAAAUGUUAAGAGGUUCAUGCAGAUAGAAUAGUAACAGAAGAAAUUGAUAUACCAACUGAGUUUAGUUCAGAUGUUUUAGAAUUAAAUAGUUUGAGUCCAUUUAGAAGUGAUACUAGAGCAUCUGCUUUUAUAGAAGAAACUAGAGAGGAUACAAUAUUUAUAAGUGCUAAUUUUUAAGAAAUCUAUAGGGAUGAUGAUGAUGAAAGUACUGAUCAUAAAACAAUUCAAACUGAUUUUAUUUAAAUUCAUGGUCAAUCAUAAUGGAUACCAAUAAUUGUAGAUGAAUAAAAUAUUGGUUGGAAGAAAGAAAGUAAAAAUUUAUAAAACGAUCAUGAAAAAUUGAGAUAGAUAUUAAAAUAAAAUAGUUAUUUUAGUUAUAAACAUGAACAUUUCAAAAGAAGUUAAUUAGAUAAAUAUAUAUAUGAGAGAAAUGAUAAUAAUAGGAUAUAUGGUAAAUGGAAUGAUGAAUUAAUAUUUCAAUAUAAUGAUUUACCAUAAAAUCAUACUUAUAUAUAAGUGACAGCUAAUUUUGUUAUGUUAACUGAUUUUUGGAGAUUUGGAACUGUAAUAAUAAAUAUUUAUUUAGAGAAUGAUAAUGAGAGUAGAUGGUUAAACAGUUUGGAUGUAAUCUCAUCAUUAGAAUUUGAAGAUUUGUUUAUAUUUAGAACAUUUAUUGAGUAGUAUUUAGAGUAAUCGUAAUUUACAAACAGAAUUUAAUGAAAUGCUUUAAUAAGAAUGGACUAUACCAAUUAAUUUAAGUGUUAAACAUAUUAGACAUAAAUUACAUAUUGAAUUUGGUUUAGUUUUGGGAGUAAAAAUAAAAUUGUUACAUAGCAUUUACCUAAUUAGUGUACAUCCGGUUAAUAAUUAUUAUUUUAAGAAUUAGAAUCCAGAUUUCCAUUGUUUAGUAUUGAUGAUUUUACACUACAUUAUAAAUGAAUUAAAUAGUCGUUUUUAAUUAAUAUAUAUUGUAUAAAUGAAAUUAAUAGUCCUCUUUGCUUUGGUACUUAUGACAAUUGCAGUCAAUGAUAAUCAAACAAAGUAAUUAUUAAAUUAAUUCCAAGACAAAAAUCAAUUGAGGAAUAACAUCCAUCACUUUUUAGAGCAUUAAAAAACAUGGCAUUAUUAUAAGAGUAAUCAUAAUAAUUAGAUUAUUCUCGUUUAAUCAAUGCUAUUAAUGAUCUUGAAUCUGAAAUUACAUAAAAUAAAGAAGAUGAAAAUGCCUCAUUCAAUAAAGACUUUUUAUCCAACAAUGCAGAUUAAGAAUUUUAUGAAAAUCAAAUCACUUAAUAUUAAGUAGAAGUAGCAUAACAUGAAGUUGAUUUGGCUGAUCUUACAGAAGCUAGAAACACAUUAUAAUCAUUAUUAAAUGAUGCAAUCAAAGAACAAUAAGAUCUUACACUCUUAAGAAAUCAAUUAGAUUAAUAAAUUAAAACAGAUGCUGCUAAUACUGCUGCCUAAUUAUAAGAAUAUGAUGAUUCUGCUGCUGCAAUUGAUGAAGCCCUUAACAUGUUAACAUCUUUGAAAAAUGCUGAUAGUUUAGUGUAAGUUAAUGAUAAAUUAAAGACUCAUUUAAGUAAAUAAAAGGUUUUCUUCUAACCUUUAAUUGUUGCUCUUGCUGAAAUUGCAUAAUCUAAGUAAAAAUUAAUUAUAAUUAAUUUCUAGUUUUGCAAAUUAAGAAUUGAUAAGCAAAGUCACUAAACUUCUUAAUUAAUUAAGAACAUCACUUCUAGAAAGCAGAUUAUAAUUGGUUGUAUCAUCUUAAGGAUUAGAAGCAAUGAAUAAAGAAUUAUUAUCUACCUAUGAUUAAAAAUUAAAUGUAUUAUCCACAGUUAUCUUACCAGAUUUUAGAGAGAAUAUUGAAAUUAAGGAUGGUAUGUGAGAUAAUAUAAUAAUAUAGCUGAAAUUAAGGCAAAAUCAAAUUUACUCAAUGAUGCUAAAUCCAAUUUAUAAGAUGCUCAAGAUAAUUUGAAAGCCACUUAAGAUGCAUGGAUUGUUAGAGCUAAUUUGAAUUCUAAAUUAGUAUAAUAAUAUGAAAAUGAUCUAUCACUUAUUCAAUAAGUCAAAUAAAGUUUUGAUAGAGCAGGUAUCAAAUAAUGA
Messenger RNA from Paramecium pentaurelia, 2211 nucleotides. Lineage: Eukaryota; Ciliophora; Oligohymenophorea; Peniculida; Parameciidae. The record is from the annotation of a GenBank genome assembly.